Antechinus flavipes (yellow-footed antechinus) is the source of this 1584-nucleotide messenger RNA. RefSeq names its product rabphilin 3A like (without C2 domains) (gene RPH3AL). Gene Ontology annotation, biological process: intracellular protein transport. Gene Ontology annotation, molecular function: small GTPase binding. Lineage: Eukaryota; Metazoa; Chordata; Mammalia; Dasyuromorphia; Dasyuridae. The transcript is spliced from 9 exons. Bases 583 to 1494 code for a protein of 303 amino acids. The record is from RefSeq and is a predicted model, not a curated record.
UGGGGGAAAGUCACCUGCAAGGUCCCACAGGCCCAACACAUUUUCAUGAUUUCUGGGAGGAGCUUGGGCCGGCAGGGAGGCCUGUGAUUGGUGAGAAGAUGUCACGGGGGUGGAGCAGAGGUGUAGAUGGGUUAGUUCCCUGCUCACCUUGGCCCCCGUCCCACCCCCUGGAGAAGCGUUGCCCACGCCCGAGUGCCUGCCGCCCCCGGGGCUGCCCCGCCCCGUCCCCCUGCGCCCCGAGGCGCCCCGAGCCCCAGGGGGCCGCGAGCCUGAGCCUGGGAGCGAGCUGCCCUUCGGCUCCCCAGAGAAAUCCAGGCCUUUGUUUAGUUCCAGCUGCCCAGGUCCCUGCUGCCUGCCACAUGUUUACUCAAGGGUUGAGUAAUUGAAAUUGUCUAGAGCACCUCGUGUUGCCCCUGACGACACAAUCAGGAGAGAGGGUUCCGGCUGCGGGAGACAGGGGAGGGCUCUACUCCCCGGCUCCCACAUCCUCCCGGGAGCCCCGAGACCCCUGGGCCUCUUCCCCAGGUAGAUCCUUGCCCCUCCCCUGGAUACCUGCCAGCUCCCUUCUCGGCUCCUCAAACCAUGGCUGAAACCAUCUUUGGCAGUGGGAAGGACCAGUGGGUAUGCCCCAAUGAUCGACAGCUUGCCCUCCGAGCCAAACUGCAGAGUGGCUGGUCAGUGCACACGUACCAGACGGACAAACAAAGGAAGAGCCAGAGCCUCAGUGCCGCGGAGGUGGAGGCCAUCCUGGAGGUGAUCCAGAGGGCUGAGAAAAUGGACAUCAUGGAGCAGCAAAGAAUUGGGAAACUGGUCGAGCGGCUGGAGAACAUGAGGAAGAAUGUGAUGGGCAACGGUCUCUCCCAGUGCUUCCUGUGUGGGGAGCCCCUGGGCCUCCUGGGCAGCUCCUCCGUCCUCUGCCAGGACUGUAAGAAGAAAGUCUGCACCAAAUGUGGGAUUGAGACAUCCAGCAGUCAGAAGCGGACUCUGUGGUUGUGUAAGAUAUGCAGUGAACAGAGAGAGGUGUGGAAGAGGUCUGGGGCCUGGUUCUACAAAGCACUGCCGAAAUACAUACUGCCUCUGAAGAUACCGGGCCAAGCCAGUGAACCCCACUUCAGGCUCCCCCCUAUAGAGCCGCCCAUGAGUGAUCCAAGGAACAUCAGCACUAGUCGAUGCUACUCCUGGGCCCGAGGGAAAGUGGUUUCUAGUGACAGCGACAGUGACUCAACCUUGAGCUCUUCCAGUCUGGAAGAGGCGGGGGCCAAGAGCUCCAAAGGUAGCAAAUGUGGAACAGAAUCAGGUGGCAGCAGCGACCUUCCCAGAGCAGCCCAAGGCCAGGCUCUGCCUCCUAGCCAUCCCUCAGGGAGUGGGACCAGCCUCAGCAGCGAGGCUGGGGGAGUGCACAGUGGCCCGGGAGACCGGCAGGGGGACGCUUCCGACAGCGACACGCACAAGGCUCCCAGCAAAAGGCACACCUGGAUGAGUCCCCGUUGCUGAUGCAGGCAAAGGAACCCGUCUUGGCUUUUGUCACAGACUCACACAAACUGGACUUUCCCAUGGAACACACACACACACACACACACACAC